Drosophila eugracilis is the source of this 1460-nucleotide messenger RNA. It is a transcript of the gene CstF64, whose product is annotated as cleavage stimulation factor subunit 2. Gene Ontology annotation, cellular component: mRNA cleavage and polyadenylation specificity factor complex. The transcript is spliced from 2 exons. NCBI's taxonomy places the organism in Eukaryota, Metazoa, Arthropoda, Insecta, Diptera, Drosophilidae. Bases 111 to 1361 code for a protein of 416 amino acids. Gene Ontology annotation, biological process: mRNA 3'-end processing. Gene Ontology annotation, molecular function: mRNA binding. The record is from RefSeq and is a predicted model, not a curated record.
GAAAAAGAAGAAGAAAGCCGCUUCGUAGGGAAAUUCGUGUUUUUGACAAAUUUGUCAACGCUUACUACGAUUUACAAGAAUUUGUGCAUUAAAAAAAAACAAUAGCAAACAUGACAGAUAAGGCUCAGGAACAGAGCAUCAUGGACAAGUCCAUGAGGUCGGUUUUCGUGGGGAAUAUACCUUACGAAGCUACCGAGGAGAAGCUAAAGGAGAUUUUCAGCGAAGUCGGGCCGGUUUUAUCGCUCAAGUUGGUAUUCGAUCGGGAAAGUGGCAAACCGAAAGGUUUCGGUUUCUGUGAGUACAAAGACCAGGAGACGGCAUUGAGUGCCAUGCGAAAUCUGAAUGGAUACGAAAUUGGUGGCAGGACACUUCGCGUGGAUAAUGCAUGUACGGAAAAGUCGCGGAUGGAGAUGCAGCAGCUGCUCCAGGGGCCCCAGGUGGAGAAUCCCUAUGGAGAACCAUGCGAACCGGAGGAUGCACCCGAACUAAUCACCAAAACUGUGGCUUCCUUGCCACCAGAGCAGAUGUACGAGCUGAUGAAGCAGAUGAAACUCUGCAUCGUGAGCAAUCCUUCGGAGGCACGACAGAUGCUCAUGCUCAAUCCUCAGCUGGCCUACGCUUUGCUCCAGGCCAUGGUGGUCAUGCGAAUUGUGGAUCCGCAGCAGGCACUCGGCAUGCUCUUUAAGGCCAACCAAAUGCCUCCAGUUUUGGGUGGCAAUUCGCACCAGGGACCGGGAAACAUGAUGGGCCAGCAGCAACAGCAAGUUCCGCAGCAACAGCAACCACAAAUUCCGCAGCAGCAAGUUCCACCGCCCCCAAUGCCUGUUCCCGGACCUGGUUUUCCAACCAAUGUCCAUCCAAACGAUAUCGAUUUGCGUAUGGUGCCCGGUGGACCCAUGCCGAUGGAUCCCAGGAUGUUGGGCCGUGGCAUGGAUCAGGAUCUCCGGGGAUCCCUUCCCAAUCCAGUCCCACCGCCACUAAUGGAUCCUCGGACACGUGCCCAAAUGCCUUCUCAACAGCAAGGUGUUUCGCAGCCACCACCGGCUCCCUACCCAAGCGAUCCACGCCAACGUCCCAUGGAUCCCAGGCUAAGAGCCGGACCUGGCCCUCAGCAGGCACCGCCGCAGGGCAUUCCCCAGGCGCCUCCGCCGACACAACAACAACAAGCGGCCGCUCAGCAGCUGCAGAGCAGAUUGGGGGCCCAUGGAGUUCUGCCCUCCGAUGCCUCAGACCAAGAGAAGGCCGCUCUUAUCAUGCAGGUGCUGCAACUGUCCGACGAGCAGAUCGCCCAAUUGCCCUCCGAGCAACGGGCCAGCAUCCUUAUGCUCAAGGAGCAAAUCGCCAAGAGCACACAGCGUUAGUGUCGAUCCGAUAUACACUAUUAUCAAAUCCACAUUUUGGUUUAUACAUGCAAAACUAUUUUCAAUUUGUAUCAAACAAUAAAAAGAAUAUUUCUCACA